AUGACCCGACUUGCAUUCUAUGGUGCCCUGGUAGCAUUAGGCAUAUUGUUACCACGCGCCGCUGCUGAUGUCGACCCCAUUGUCAUCAAAGGCUCUAAAUUUUUCUAUCAGAGCAACGAUACUCAGUUUUUCAUUCGGGGCAUUGCUUAUCAAGCCGACCUGACGAACGACGACAUUGCCACGCCAUCGAACACUUCGUAUGUCGACCCACUCGCCGAUGCAGACAGAUGCAAACGCGACAUUCCAUACCUUAGACAGCUGAACACGAAUGUCAUACGAGUGUAUGCUGUGGAUCCAGCACAGAAUCAUGACUCCUGCAUGAGCCAAUUAGCAGACGCUGGCAUCUAUGUGCUGUCUGACUUGGCCGACCCUAUCGAUUCCAUCGACCGAGACUCCCCUGAAUGGACAGUAGAUCUACUGUCCCGCUAUACAAGUGUGAUUGAUGCUCUUCAUGGCUACAACAAUAUACUUGGCUUUUUCGCCGGCAACGAGGUUUCCCACCUGGCCAAUAAUACUGCAGCCAGUGCAUAUGUCAAGGCCGCGGUUCGUGAUUCGAAGGCCUACAUCAAGUCGUCUAACUACCGUAGUAUUGGAGUCGGAUACGCUACGAAUGACGACCCCGAGAUACGCACGAACUUGGCAGACUACUUCAAUUGCGGUGCAAAUGCUAGCGAAUCUAUCGACUUCUGGGGUUACAACGUCUACUCAUGGUGCGGUGACUCAUCCUACGUACAAUCGGGUUAUCAGAACCGUACGAUACAAUUCAGCAACUACUCAGUCCCUUCGUUUUUCUCAGAAUAUGGCUGCAACAAAGUACAGCCUCGUACGUUUUCGGAAGUGGACGCGAUCUACGGACCCAACAUGACUCAAGUCUGGUCAGGCGGGAUCGUCUACAUGUACUUUGAAGAAGCGAACGACUACGGGUUGGUCGAUGUUUCAGGUGACAAUGUCAGCACUCGCCCAGCCUUCUCAUACCUCUCAAAUCGAAUGCAAAGCGCGACACCGACAGGCGUCCUAAAAGCUUCCUACGCCCCUACGAACAGUCCACAGGCUUGCCCGACGGUCAACAGCAACUGGCAGGCAGAUGCUUCCCCACUACCUCCUACACCAAACACCGAUCGUUGCCAGUGCAAACUGAGCAGCUUAUCAUGCAUCCCGAAGCGCUCGCUCGGAACCACUCAGAUGGGAGAACUUUUUGGAACGGUCUGCGGAUUGUCCUCGAGUGCGUGUAAUGGCAUCUCUCACAAUGCUACCACCGGCAAAUAUGGUGCGUACAGCAUGUGCAACUCAACAGUCCAACUUGCGGUAGCUCUAGAUGCAUAUUACAGACAGCAAGACUCUCGCUCCAGUGCUUGCAGCUUCGAUGGUAUGGCUGUCUUGCAGAAGCCUAGUGGUACCUUUAGCUCACCUGGCAGCCCGGUACGAGACAGAAGGUCCACUGUCCGUCCCAGACGCUUCCGGCCGAUGUACUCUGUAGGAUCGGACGAGUUAGAGAUGACAUAG
Aureobasidium namibiae CBS 147.97 is the source of this 1503-nucleotide messenger RNA. RefSeq lists its product as uncharacterized. Gene Ontology annotation, cellular component: fungal-type cell wall; cytoplasm. The coding region runs from base 1 to 1503 and encodes 500 amino acids. The transcript has 3 exons. Gene Ontology annotation, molecular function: 1,3-beta-glucanosyltransferase activity. Gene Ontology annotation, biological process: fungal-type cell wall (1->3)-beta-D-glucan biosynthetic process. NCBI's taxonomy places the organism in Eukaryota, Fungi, Ascomycota, Dothideomycetes, Dothideales, Saccotheciaceae. The record is from RefSeq and is a predicted model, not a curated record.